Molecule: messenger RNA, 2952 nt
Organism: Achroia grisella
Lineage: Eukaryota; Metazoa; Arthropoda; Insecta; Lepidoptera; Pyralidae
Product: WD repeat-containing protein 75
Exons: 11
Coding region: 127-2802 (891 amino acids)
Biological process (GO): positive regulation of transcription by RNA polymerase I; positive regulation of rRNA processing
Cellular component (GO): nucleolus
Molecular function (GO): protein binding; RNA binding
Source: RefSeq, a predicted model, not a curated record
AUAAAACUUAUAGCCAAAUCGAAAUGACCUCUGUCUGCAAAUACUAAUCUGUAGUUAUUAAUAAUUUGAGGUUAUGUUGUGCUUUUCGAAUAAUCACAUUAAGCAUUUGACUUAAAUUUAUUCAUAAUGGGUAUAAAAAAAUAUGAAAGUAUUGAUGAAAAUAAUUAUAUUUUUUCUCGAAAAGGCGGUAGAAGUAUUAUUGAACGUCGUCCUUUGUUUUCACCUGAUGGGCAAUCAGUAGCUGUAAUUGUUGAAAACAUAGUGCGAGUAUAUAAUAUUCAAACAGGAGACUGUGUCCGGUCUUUAGAAACUGAAACUAGUAUCAAUGAACUUGUAGCUAUUCAAUUUCCAGAAAAUCAAGAUUAUAAUUUAUAUGGAUGUUCUGACAGAGGAUGUGUUACAACAUGGACUUGGGAACAAGGAGCUGUGCUCAGAGAAAUUAAUCUUAAACUCAAGCAUGAUUUCAUUGUGACAUCUUUCAACAUGCUGAACAAUACAGAUUGUUUUAUAACUGGUUGUAGAUCAAAUAAAAUAUUAUCCCUAUGUGUUUACUCAGUCAAGACGGGGGACCUUUUACAAACAUAUGAUAACAUGAAAAUCCAAAAUAACCCUAUGCUCAGAGUUUCAAUAGGUUAUUGUAAUGAACAAAUAUUUGCAGCUAUUAUAAAUGGAACCACUGAUCUGUACAUACAAAAUUUAUACCAGCCUCAUAUUUAUAAUGUCAUGAAGAGUAUAAAUGUAUUUCGUAUAACGGCUGUAGCUGCACAUCAUAGAGAGAAUGCUAUUGCUAUAGGUGAUGCAAUAGGCAGAGUAGUCAUAUUUAGAGGGUAUUUAUUCAAUAAGAAGAGCAUUGGGCAGGAAGUAUUGCAUUGGCAUUAUUUACCUCCACUCGACUUGUGUUUUUCACUACAAGGAAGCUACCUAUAUUCAGGUGGCAUAGAAAGAGUUUUGGUCAAGUGGACGGCUGGCAAUUUGACAAUGAAAGUAAAUGAGAAAAAUUUCAUACCACGUCUUCCCGGGAAUGUUAGGUUCAUAGUUGUUAAUAAUUCACACAUUGCUAUUACACUUUCCAACAAUUCUAUGGUGAUAGCGUCGGCUGACAUGCGUGUUGUAUGCACGAUACUGGAAUGCGGAGGGCUGUCGUCGGCCGCGCAAGCCAUCGGCACAUCACUGGUCUAUCACCGCAACUUUCGGGCGUUGCUCAUGGGCGGCCGAUCUGGAUGUCUACAGCUGUACUCUCCACAAAGCGAUAAAGUUCUCUAUAAUAUAGACAUAACUAACGUAAAUAGAAUGAUACCAUCCAGGCGGAACAUCCUGCCAAUAGAAAUUGAAGUGACAUGCGUUGCCAUUAGCAGUAACGGUCAAUGGCUAGUCACAUCGGAGUAUAGAAAUGAUGGACGACUUUAUCCCGAAGAGAAACUUAAAUUUUGGGAGUAUCAUAAGAAAAAAACAACACCCUAUCAACUUAAUACUUGCGCUAACCUCUCUCACGGUGGUUGCAUGAUUGUGUCCUUGUCACUGAACGACGAAGGUGAUCUGUGCGUGUCAGCUGGUACCGACCAAAAAUUUAGGAUUUGGAGAAGAGAAACCGUAGAGGACCAGAAAAAAAAUGCUAGAAUAAGUUGGAGUUGUGUCACAGCCUGCUACUAUUCCUCAGGCGUAUCACAAUUUCUUUCUCACGACGUUUUGAAUAAAUACAAACUUGGAGAGCCAUAUAUUAAAGAUCAGGUUGAUGAGUUUCCGCACUUACGCGUAGUAAAAAAAGAUGACAUCAUAAAAAAGGUAUUCAAUAUACAUAAAGAAAAAUUGGUAGAGGAUCCUGAAUCGGUUAUCCCAGGUAUGAAAGUGAGCGGUGAACACAGUAUCGGCGGAGUGGAUAUAUCUCAUGAUGGGUCGUUGAUAGCGGCAUGGUUCGGUUGCAAGCUGACGCUAUGGGACACAUACCUGUGCACUUUACGUACAUCGCUAUCGCAUUUUGCACUUCGUCCUAAAGGUGUACAUGUUCGUUUUGGAAAUAAAGAUGCCGCACAUUAUUUGGUGUGUACAACAAAUAAGUGCUUAGCAGUGUGGAGUCUGUUGUCGUUAACUGUAAAGUGGCUUGUACAAAUACAGCCUACGUGUCUCGCGGCUGAUCCUUUCACAAACAUAAUGGCUGUUACUACUAUAAAUAACGACAUUUAUGUGUUCAAUCCACAUAAUUCUACUCCGAUACUAACACAAAAGAAACUAUUAGAUCCUAAAACUGGUGUAUUUAAACUUUGCACAUUUGGCCAAAGUUCCAGUAAAGCCAUAAGACUUUACGUAAUGAGGAACGACUCUGAAAUCUACAGCAUAGAACCAAAAGAUAAGCAGUCGGGAAAUUUGGAAGCAGUUUCCCAACGGAAUCUGCCUGUGUCGAACUUCAGUUCGUUGCUCGCGCAACAAAGUUUGUCGGGAGUGAGGUCAGCACCCACGAACCAUGAUACAAAAUACAUCGACAAUUCCCAAGCGAACUCUACAGUCGCACAGCUAAUAACGGCAUCACCGCAUAUGGUUCCACCAGUGAGUCUCUUAUCGGUCGCAUUCUUACAAGACAUAUCAGGACAAAGAGAGAUUGAAGAGACUUCUCAUGAACAGGAGGAGGAGAUGGUGAUAGACCCUGUAUCCAGUGACGAUGAAGAUGACAUGCCCAAGCUGAAUGUGCCUGCUGUUACGCAAUUAUGGACCCCAAAUUACGAGGAAGUAAAAACGAAAAAAAUCAAUAAAAUUAUCAACGAACCGUUCUUAGACUUGCACACUACUUCCUCAAUAUUUAAUUUGUAGUUGUAUUUGAAUACAUUUUUUUUGUUAAUAAUCCGUUAAUUUCAAUUUUUUAAUCCAUUCUUCCCCAAUAAAGUACCGCACGUAUUAUUCGACAGUCAAUGAGUCACGUGUGUAAAUACUUUUGUUUGUUAUAAAAAUUUAUAGCCAGCU